AUGUCUUCGGCUUCGUUUCCACCACCUGCUCUUGCACAGAUAGCACAGGAAGUUGCGUCGUUGCUGAAGUCCCGGAAGGAAACGCUUUCCGUGGCCGAGACAGCGGCGGGCGGGUUGGUCAGCGCGGCGAUACUGGCGACGCCGGGAGCGAGUCAAGUGUUCAGAGGAGGGUUGACUCUGUAUACGCUCGAAUCGCGAAUCGCUUUCGCAGGCUGGACACAGGAUGAUGUCAAGAAGUAUGGUGGACCAACACCUGAGAGUGGCACGGCAGGACCUACAGCGUCCGGCAAGACUCAAAAUCGGCAACCAGGCUACGUAGCGCUAGCAGUAUCCGGAGGCCCAAAAGGUACCGUCUCCAAGGAUCUCAACACAGACUGCGGCAAUGAUCGCACGAAGAACAUGGUCGCAUUUGCAGUCGAGGCUCUGAAGCUGGUCAAGGAGGUCAUAUCUGGUGAUGAGGCAAAGAUCUGA
Messenger RNA from Cyphellophora attinorum, 471 nucleotides. Its product is annotated as CinA-like protein. The transcript has 4 exons. The record is from RefSeq and is a predicted model, not a curated record. Lineage: Eukaryota; Fungi; Ascomycota; Eurotiomycetes; Chaetothyriales; Cyphellophoraceae. The coding region runs from base 1 to 471 and encodes 156 amino acids.